Molecule: messenger RNA, 2037 nt
Organism: Anneissia japonica
Lineage: Eukaryota; Metazoa; Echinodermata; Crinoidea; Comatulida; Comatulidae
Exons: 1
Coding region: 172-873 (233 amino acids)
Molecular function (GO): hydrolase activity, acting on ester bonds
Source: RefSeq, a predicted model, not a curated record
UGGAGGGGCUAGCCCAGUACAUCGUUGGAGAGGGAGCUUCUCUCCAUGACCUGGUAAACAGGUUAAACCGGGAGCGAUCCACGGGGGAACCGGGAGAGCAUUGGGCCAAUGAUGUGAGGACACAGGCGGCCAUGACCAAGCUGCGGGAAGCGAUGGGGCUGACGCGACGGCAUGUCUCACCGUCAACCCAAUAAGCGAUUCCGCAGUCCUGAUUCAUUGGCGCUGCGUCGCUGCGCUUGGGCAGCGAGUUUAGGAGGGGCGUUCCGGGGGAUUGUCGCAGAAGCUGAAUCGGCUUUCCCUCUACCCGUGACUCUCCCUCAGAAGAGGAAGGUGCAGCGCGAUGUUGGAGCUGAUGCUCAGGGGGGCUCGCGAGCUCCCCAACUAUUGCAUCAGGAGAGAGCGACAGAGCAGCCUGGGCCUGAUGCUCAAGGGGAAACCCAUCUAUCGCGUCGGGUCCCAGAAGCGCGGCCUCGCGUUUUUGAUGCCCAUCUCCAUUUGGACCGGCUACACAGGGCUUUAGGUUUGCAUCCAAAGGCGAGCCUAAUCGAAGUAGGGAGGGCGGAACUCCUCCAGGAGGGUGUUCAACCCGUGGCUGUGGGGGGUGGGAUUGCGGUAUAUUGCGAUCCUGUCACUUACCCCACUUUCCAGGAGAUAAGCUCUGUCGUGCGCCAACCCCAUUGCGAGGUGGACAUCGGGAUUCAUCCCAAAAAGAAGCUCACGGCAACCCAGUUCGAGCGGCUGCGAUUCCUGACUGGGUCAAGAGAUGUAAAGGUGCUGGGCGAGAUUGGUCUCGAUCACACCCAGCCCCCAUCGGACUGGCCCAGACAGGAUGACCUUCUUAAGCGCGUUCUGGGGGAGUGCUAUAUGCGCUGACGUCACCUGGUCAUAUGUUUGCGCCUCCAGGGCAUGGUGGAGGAUGAGACAGCGGGAGAAUGCUUCCUGCGAGGUCUCGACAUCCUCCGCCUGCUCAAUAUCCCGCGCGAACAGCAGCUUAUGCUGCACAAUUUCGUGUCAACAGCCGGGGUCGUUGAUCGAUAUCUGCGGGUCUUCCCCAAUACCUAUUUUAGUUUCUCUUUGAGCGUGAGUAGGUUUGGGGAGGCCCAACGAGCUGCCUGCAAGCACCUAUUCGAGCACAAUGACCGUCGGAUGUUGAUUUAGUCCGAUGGACCAUAUUUCAAGCUGGCGCGGCAGCGUGUGGGUGCGCCUCAUCUUCUCUGGGCAACUGCAGAGGCAGUGGGCCAGGUCAUCGGCCAAUCUCCUCGGCAAGUCCUAGACUUGACCUGGAAAAACGGCCGGGAUCUGUUUUGAGCUGUUGCUCAAAAAAUUAGAAAACUUUUCGUUAUUAGAAGCCUUUUCAUUUCUUUGAUUAAGAGAAGCUUUAUUUAUUUAUGAGAAGUUUUCCGUCCUCUGUUUCCUAGCCCAGCCCUCCGUCCCCUAAAUCCAUGGGUCGGAUGGGUACCCUUCCGCGAGACAAUGGCUCCCCUUUCAAAUAAGGGGGAAAUGUAGUGACGACCCUCGCAGGGUUGAUGUAGCCCAACCAUUGAGGCACAACGACCUUCGGGUCAGCGCAUUUGCAUAUUACCAAUACACAUGCAACACCCGGCAGACCCAAGGCUCUCGGGAAGAUAGAGCACUUCAAGUCCAGAGCUCGACCAUAUAACAAGUGACAGUGUUAUCACCAUUGUGUAUAGCUACGCGGGAAACUCAUACCGUAAACGGUAAGUACCAAGUAUACAUAGCUAUUUUCACAAUAGAGGGACAAGGAUUAUGGUUUGAGCAAACCUCAUAUAUUUUAACUCUCUCCUUCUAAUUAUUCCACUUUCAUCUCACAUUGGUACAGUAAUUUAAUUCUGUAGUAGACAACCUGCAUAAAUUUUGAUGCUUUAUUUCACCCUAGACGUGCACAAAUUUAAGCUUUGGACCCCUACCCCAAUGUGACCCAAGCUCACAAAAGGUCUGUAAACUUGUCCUCAGGCCAAAAUGAGUUUUUGUUAUAAUGGCAUUGAAAAUAUCAUUUACUUUAAAAUGACAGUUAAA